GGGAGGCGAGGAGCUGCGAGGACGAUCAAAGAUUACAGUUUGAUCGGGGGCUGGACUUAGAUAUUGAAAAAAAGAAAGAAAAAACUCUUCAGGGAAGUAUGACCCAAACACAGGGAAGUGCGCACAUCCCAAGCAAACCGCUGGAGAGCUUUUCACAGUGAACACCACCACAGUCAGGAACCAGCAGCCAAGGGCAUGGGCCCCUCCAUGCCCAGCCCCAGCCAGCUUCUGGCUUCUCUCAGGGAAGACUGCUGGGCUGAUCGAUCCCCACUUCAUGAAGCUGCGGCCCAGGGGCGCUUACUGGCGCUUAAAACCUUAAUUAGACAAGGCAUCAAUGUGAACCUGGUGACAAUUAACCGCGUCUCCUCCCUCCAUGAGGCAUGCCUGGGAGGACAUGUGGCCUGUGCUAAGGCCUUGUUGGAAAGUGGCGCACAUGUUAAUGGGGUGACAGUCCACGGAGCCACACCCCUCUUCAAUGCUUGCUGCAGUGGCAGUGCUGCAUGUGUCAGCGUGUUGCUGGAAUUUGGAGCCACGGCCCACGUACAGAUGCACCUGGCUUCUCCCAUCCAUGAGGCAGUGAAGAGAGGUCACAGAGAGUGCAUGGAGAUUCUGCUGGCAAACAAUGUUAACAUUGACCACGAGGUGCCUCAGCUGGGAACCCCCCUCUAUGUGGCCUGCAACUACCAGAGAGUAGACUGUGUGAAGAAACUUCUAGAAUUAGGAGCCAAUGUCGACCAUGGGCAGUGGCUGGACACACCCCUCCACGCCGCUGCAAGGCAGGCCAGUGUGGAGCUCAUUCGCUUGCUCACUGACUAUGGGGCUAACGUGAAGCUCAGAAACGCACAGGGCAAGAGUGCACUUGAUCUGGCAGCUCCAAAAAGCCUUGUGGAGCAGGCACUUGUGAUGCAUGAAGGACCACCUGCUCUUUCUCAGCUCUGUCGUCUGUGCAUCCGGAAGUGCUUGGGCCGAGGCUGUCACCAAGUUAUCUACCAGCUGCAUCUACCAGAGCCUCUCGAGAGAUUCCUCCUGUAUCAGUAGUUCUAACUAUCCACGGAAGAUAGUUUAAAUUAGUAGAUUGCUGUCUGCUGUACCUAGAGUACUUAGAGUAGACAACCAAUGGCUUGAUUCUCAGUAUAUUCACAUGACUUUAGCCAGUUAGAAUAGAUGAAAUGGAACACUGGGGAGUGGUAACUCCUGGCUUAUGUAAUAUUCUCAUUAACCAAGCGGCAAUCAUAACCUUUUAGUUUUAACUCUUGUUAACACAUUUAAGAAUACUGUAGAGUGAAAAUAAUUGACUACCAUUGGAUGAUGUAGGAUGAUAUAGGAUCCUACAGUGCAGGAGUCAGAGUUCUGGACGUUGUGUGGACACGAGGAAAUCUGAGGGAUAAGAUGAUCAUGAAUGUUAAGUACUCCAAGAUAUGUUCCUGACUUAAUACCCUUUUAACCCACUUUAUCUUUCUUGCUUCCUUCAAUAAACCUAUGCUACAGUUUUGA
Messenger RNA from Ochotona princeps (American pika), 1494 nucleotides. RefSeq names its product ankyrin repeat and SOCS box containing 11 (gene ASB11). NCBI's taxonomy places the organism in Eukaryota, Metazoa, Chordata, Mammalia, Lagomorpha, Ochotonidae. Bases 196 to 1038 code for a protein of 280 amino acids. The transcript is spliced from 7 exons. Gene Ontology annotation, molecular function: protein binding. Gene Ontology annotation, biological process: protein ubiquitination; intracellular signal transduction; positive regulation of protein catabolic process. The record is from RefSeq and is a predicted model, not a curated record.